CUCGCAUAUAAGCUGUGGUCCGUGCACCAAACACGUCCCUCGGCGCGUCUCCUGCCCCGCGCAAUUUGCAGCGUGUUCCUUGGGCACUCCUUGACGCAAAGAUAGUUUUUGCUGAUACAUCAUUCAUUGUUAUUGCCUGUCGCUUCAUCCUCCGAAUCAUGUCGACCCAGGAGGCAAACAGCAUACGCCUUGCUCAUAGCUCCCCGCAACAAGCUUUCCGUCUUCUCGAGUUAACGCCCGAAGUGCUCGAAUUGCUUUCUUCUGGCAAUGCGCCAACUCUAUAUCUCAAAUCCCCCCAAACAGAUUCGGCAGCGGGGCAAGACGCCGGUUACGUGAACCUAUGCACAAGCGAGAAAACUUUCAGAAUCCGACAGGUCCAUUCGUCGAAUUCGUUAUAUGUUAUACGCCCGAGUGACAGGAAUGGACAGCAAGUGAAUGGUGAUGAUAUGUCGAUGAAUGAUUUGAAUGUCCCCGGAACGGUAUCAACGAUUGCGAAGUGCGGAUCGACUCUUGAAUUGCACAAAUUAGACGAGACCAGCUCGGCAGCACAGAUCAUGAGAAGCAUGAUAAAGGUGUACGAUCGGAUAAGUGCGGAAGGCGAUAUUGAUAUGGCCGAUGCUCGGGGUCAGCAAGAAAUAACCAAGUCUCAGAAGACCAGGAUAAAACGGGAGUUAUUCGAUGAUGUCCCAUUCUCGACAGCGGAGUGUAACGCGGCGUGGAGUGAGAUUGGCGCUUUCGUACAUUUUGAUAAUGAUGGUAAAGAAGUUACUGCUUUUCGGCCGUCAGCAAGAACGAAAAUUGAUGUAUGGAAGCGAAUUCUUGAGGGAUCGGUGCUGCAGAGCAUUGAUUUGGAACGGCAAUUCCUUGCGAAUGAUCUCUGGAAGGCUGUUGUGGGGGAUGAUGAGGAGGAGGAGCUGUUCCCUCGAUCCUUGUUUGAUGCGAUUGUUAUGAGGGUUGCUGAGAAGUCUGGUUCGAAGAUAUCGAGCCUGGAUGAGCAGGAGCUGAGGUGGACUAAUCUGGACAAAACUGUUUGUGUAAGAUGGAUCGGUGAGACGUAUCUCGAAGCGUAUGCCUCGACAGAAUGUUCUUCUGUAGGACGCUCUGAGUUCAUCCGUAUCUGGAAAGACUUGUUACCCGAGUCAUGGCGAAAUGAAGCGUCCCUGGAUAAAUUACCUGAGAGUUCCUACAAGACGCCGGAUCCGGUUUCAAUUUGCUACGUUGAGUCAGAGAGUAACAAGGUGAAGAAAGAGGCCGGAGGAGGUACGACUACAGCGACUACAGCUAAGAAUUCUCGGAACUGGCAUGAGCGAUUCAAGAGCCAGAGAAAGUAAGAGACCAUUGGAAACCAUAAAGUACUUGCAUUGCGACUUGCAUGGAUAUCUCAUGCUAAGCAUGCCGCCGUCUUCAAUCGUCAUCUAUAAC
Molecule: messenger RNA, 1422 nt
Organism: Talaromyces proteolyticus
Lineage: Eukaryota; Fungi; Ascomycota; Eurotiomycetes; Eurotiales; Trichocomaceae
Product: putative sister chromatid cohesion protein Dcc1
Exons: 4
Coding region: 159-1331 (390 amino acids)
Biological process (GO): mitotic sister chromatid cohesion; maintenance of mitotic sister chromatid cohesion
Cellular component (GO): chromatin; nucleus; Ctf18 RFC-like complex
Source: RefSeq, a predicted model, not a curated record